UGUGAUAAUGUCAGGAGGGGUGACAGCUGGAAAGCACUAGAAACCCUCUGGUCUGCCUGCUCCUUCUGAAGAUGUGGCAGGAGGCUGAGCCCUCUUCCUGUAGGAAUCAUGUGCCAGCAUUCCUGGUCUGAGGGGAUAGGCCCUUUGUUCCUUUAAGCCCCGAUUCCUAAGGGUCACGUGGGCCCCUCUCCCACUGAGGGCGCCCCAGGGCGUUCUCAUUGUCUUGGCUGUCUCCCUUGUGCCAGCCCUCUCAGGCCCCUUCCACGGGGCUUUCUAGAACACACAGCUAUUAGUCAUCUUCCCCUGUCCCCUUCCCCUGCUCUCCCAGGCUCCAGCUCAGAUUCACCAGGAGCCGCGGUUUGCCACAUGUGCUUUCUCUCCCUGGCCCUGUGGUGGUACAUGUUGACGUCCUUGUGGGUUGCACCUUCAGGUGUCAGGGUUUGCUUCAAAGUAAAGUGGGGUGAGGCCAACCUAGAAGCUGGCUGUCUUCUGGAAACCAGGAGAAUUUCCCAGCGUUUCCAGGCCUUGUAAAUCUUUCCAUUAAUUGUUCUGCUCCUGAUUGCCUGUAGUCCACAAUUACUUUAGUAGUCCUCAGUGGUGCCGUAUAAUUCAGUACUUUAUUUAAUCCGUGUAUAAAACACUGCUUUGGUCUCUAAAUUUUAUGCAUUUUUACAAUAUGCCUGACUGGACUACUCAUAUCAUGUCCCCGGAGUCAGAUAACUGCCAAUCUGUUUUGUUUUUUUAAGUUUUUAAUUAGUUGCCAGUACUUACAGUAAAAUCAGACAUCCCCUAAAAAUCUGGGUGGCCAGCCUCCUGGCACCGAGGGGAAGGUUAGCCCCAUGUCUGGCUUCUCCUCAUUGCACAUGUGACUCUGGAGCAGGUCACAGAGCUGCUGGGACCCUGGGUUCUUUCCACUGAGGAGUCAGGGUAGGGUCAACUGUGAUGCUGACCUUGGCACGCUGCUGUCGGCCUGUCACCCUUUGUUCCUCUGACCUGUCAGUGGCCUGUGGGUGAUGUGCAGCUCCCCCUCAUGGAUGGCCUUUCCUUCCUCGUCCUGUCGAUCGACACAGGCUUUAGGAGCGGUUGCCGCAUUUGUGCGCCUGCGUGUACCAGGUUCAGCACGUUCAGUGGACAGACGUUUGGCAGUAUAAUUUCAACAGAUGCUCCAAAGAGGUUUUUCAGCCACACUCUCACUCAGAUACUCACCCACAAGCCUGUGCUGAGAGUUUCUGAUGCUGUUCAAAUGCAGAGAGAGUGGAGCUUUGCAAAGACGCCCCCUCUGCUCACCAGUCUGUUCCGCAAGCUCUUUGUGAUACUGAGUCCUGAGGAGCUGGUUGGCCAUUUACAAGAAGUUCUGGAGACACAUGAGGUGAACUGGCAGCACGUGCUCUCCUGUGUGUCCACACUGGUGAUCUGCUUACCGGAAGCACAGCAGCUGGUUCAUGACUGGGUGGCUCGUUUGCUGGCCCGCGCGUUCGAGAGUUGUGACCUGGACAGCAUGGUCACUGCGUUCCUGGUUGUGCGUCAGGCUGCCCUGGAGGGCCCCUCCGUGUUCCCAUCAUAUGCAGACUGGUUCCAGGCCUCCUUUGGGAGUGCAAGGGGCUCCCACGGCUGCAGCAAGAAGGCACUGGUCUUCCUCUUCAAGUUCCUGUCGGACCUCGUGCCCUUCGAGGGAGCCCGGUACAUGCAGGUGCACAUUCUCCACCCGCCGCUGGUUCCCAACAAGUACCGCUCCCUCCUCACAGACUAUGUCACGCUGGCCAAGACACGGCUGGCCGACCUCAAGGUUUCUAUAGAAAACAUGGGGCUCUAUGAGGAUUUGUCUUCAGCCAGGGACGUCACAGAGCCCCACAGCCAAGCGCCCCAGGAUGUUGAGAAGGCUAUCCUGCUGUUUGAGCACACGGGGAAAAUUCCUGUCGCCGUCAUGGAGGCCAGCAUAUUCAGGAGGCCCUACUACCUGUCUCACUUUCUCCCCGCCCUGCUCACACCUCGAGUGCUCCCCAGAGUCCCUGAUUCCCGAGCGGCUUUUAUAGAGUCCCUGAAGAGAGCAGAUAAAAUCCCCUCGUCUCUGUACUCCACCUACCGCCACGCCUGCUCCACUGCCGAGAAGAACCCAGAAAAUACAGCCCCGGGAAUGAAGGUGGAACCCAACUGUGUGGAUGAACCCUUGAAACUGCUCAUGAUUGCGCUGGGAGGACUCAGGGCAGCGAUGACAGACCCCGCCCAGUAUGACGUUCUGUCUGCCCAGAUUGCAGUGAUUUCUGAGAGGCUCGGCCCCGCCUUGGGCGUCAGUGAGGACGAUGGCAGCUGUGAGGCAUCGAAGAUCCAGCUCAGCGUCCUUGCCCCAGAACUGGAGCAGCAAGAACAGAAGGUGAGGGUUGUGGAUCUCCUGCUGACGUCUUUUUGUCAGAACCUGAUGGCAGCCUCCAGCUUUGCUCCACCAGACAGGCAGGGCCCCUGGGCUGCCCGCUUCACAAUGACCAUGUGUGGACACGCGCUCCUCCCUGCCGUGCUCACCAGGCUCUGCCAGCUGCUCCACCACCAGGGCCCAAGCCUGAGUGCCUCACAUGUGUUGGGGUUGGCUGCCUUGGCUGUCCACCUUGGCGAGUCCAGAUCUGUGCUCCCGGAGGUGCAUGUGGGCCCUCCUGCCCCUGCCAGGGAUCUCUCCAUCCCUGAGUUCUUCAACAGCCUCCUGACGUGCAGGACCGCAGAGUCCUCGUGCUUGUGCCUGAAGUUUUGUACAGCGGCAAUUUCUUAUUCUUUGUGUAAGUUUUCUUCCCAGUCACGUGAUAUUUUGUACUGCUGUUUAUCUCCAGGCCUUAUAAAAAAGUUUCAGUUCUUGGUGUUCAGAUUGUUCUCCGAAGCCCGAGACCCUCUCUCUCAGGAGGACACAGCCGGCCUUGCCUGGAAGCCCUCGGGCCUGCCCUCCAUGGACUGGCAGCGAGCUGCCCUCUGUCUGUGGAGACAGAGAACCUUCCAGGAGUUAUUGAAGGAGAAGCAAUUUCAUUUAACUUACAGAGACUGGUUACAGCUGGAACUGGAAAUUCAACCUGAAGUUGAUUCUCUUUCAGAUACAGAAAGGCGGGACUUCCACCAGUGGGCGAUCCACGAGCAUUUCCUGCCCCAGCCGGCUGCUGCAGGGGGCUGCGAUGGAGACCUGGAGACAGCGUGCACAGUUCUUGUCGAUGUGCUGCUGGACUUCUGCCAAAGUUCAAGGAGUCACAACCACUCAGAGAAUUCUGAUUUGGUUCUUGGUGGCUGCACAGGAAAUCGAGAUAUUUUUUCCAGAUUGCAGGAGAUGGCUGCUGACCUGGAGCAGGGCCCCGCGGCACCCUACAGCCACUCUUCCUCUCGGGGGCACUUCCUUUUCAGGGUUUUCCGCAGACGGCUCCAGGCUCUGGCAAGUGGGUGGGACGUGGCCGCCCGCCUUCGGAGACAGCAGGAGCUGCUCAUGUACAAACGGGUCCUCCUCAGCCUGCCUCCGUUGGUGCUUGUCGGCAGCCCCCAGGUGGAACAGCCAGCCGCCCCUGGCUGUGACGAGUUCUUCCACUUGGUCAACUCUGAGCUGAGAAACUUCUGCUCCCAGGGAGGUGCCCUGAGCCACGACAUCACCGUCCACUUCUUCAGGGGGCUUCUCAACGCCUGUUCACAAAGUAGAGACCCCUCCCUGACAGCUAACCUGACCCUGACCGCGUGCCAGACCGAGUGCCCCAUAGUUCUGACCUCUGCUCUGUUGUGGUGGCCACGCCUGGAGCCUGAGCUUCACUGUCGGUGGAGAAGAUGCUUCCAGGGCCCGCUGCCCCCGGAGCUGCAGAGGCUUCAAGAGGCCCAGCAGUUUGCCCAGAGUUUCCUCUCUCCCGACACAGCAGCCCCUGCCCCUGGCCCAGCCUGGGUCUCUGCUGCCGCGCUGCACUUCGUGAUUCAACAAGCCGGGAAGGAAAGCGUUGAGAGCGCGCUGGAGAAGCUGGACUGCCAACGAGAGGAGCUGCUGGUUUGCCUGUUUUUCUUUUCCUUGAUGGGCCUGCUCUCAUCACACCUGACCCCGCACAUACGUCAGACCUCAUCAGCUAAGGCAGGCGACUCCCUGAAGGCUUUGCACGUUUGUGGCGAGAUCCUGGGGUUUUUACAAAAAAGGAAGAUAUCCUGGCUGGUGCUCUUUCAAUUGACAGAGACAGAUGCUGGCCUGGGGCGCGUCCUCCUCCGCCUGGCCCCAGAGGAGCACAUCAGGCUCCUGCCGUUCGCCUUCUACAGCCUUCUCUCCUACUUUGACAAAGAUGCCCUCAUCAGGGAAAAUGCAUUCCUGCACGUCGCUGUCGACAUGUACAUGAAGCUGACCUGCCUCUUUGUGGCCGGGGAGACAAGUGCAGUCUCAACUCCAGCCAACAGGAGCCAGGAGCUCCAGAGCCAGGCAGGUGCAGGGGCCGGACUUGGGACCUUCUCCAGUCAGAUGGCACAUCCCACAAACGGUGACCCUGUAGGUCUGAUAAGGAAAGCUCGUCUUUUUCUGCUGCAAUCAAUACCUCAGUGCCCGAAAAAGAGCUUCUCAAACAUGGAAGAGCUGCUGGCCACUAGUGGAGACUGGGACCCAGAAGUGAGCACUGCCCUCCUGAGCAGGCAGCAGGCUGUGUCCGACACUGACCUCUACCAGGAGCCUCAUCUCUUCUGACUGGACUCUGCGCGGUGCACAGCCCAGGUUCUUUGUAAAUAAUUUAUUUCAAGCAAAACAUGGAGCUCUUGUUGUGCUAAAAAGUGGAUUACAAAUCUCCUUGAUUGCUUUA
Messenger RNA from Equus caballus (horse), 4778 nucleotides. RefSeq names its product FA complementation group A (gene FANCA). Lineage: Eukaryota; Metazoa; Chordata; Mammalia; Perissodactyla; Equidae. Gene Ontology annotation, cellular component: Fanconi anaemia nuclear complex. The record is from RefSeq and is a predicted model, not a curated record. Gene Ontology annotation, biological process: interstrand cross-link repair; regulation of regulatory T cell differentiation.